ACCUUGAAGAACCUCGAAAAACUAACCCAAUCUCCAUCUCCCAAAGUCAAAACCAUCGGAGGAGUAGCAAACUACUCUGUAAAAUACCGCGAGAAGCUCCUUGCACAAGCUACCAUCGUAUCCGCAGUGAACCAGAUUGAGAACCAUCCAUAUCUCCCGCAACAGGAAGUUGUCGAUUUCUGUAAGGAGAAGGGCAUACAUGUUACUGCAUAUAGUCCGUUCGGAAGCACGGGGUCGCCGAUGUUCAACGAUGAGGCUGUGAAUGAAGUUGCGAAGAAGCAUGGUGUGAAGGUUGGAAUCGUAUUGUUGAGUUAU
Molecule: messenger RNA, 315 nt
Organism: Lindgomyces ingoldianus
Lineage: Eukaryota; Fungi; Ascomycota; Dothideomycetes; Pleosporales; Lindgomycetaceae
Product: Aldo/keto reductase
Exons: 1
Molecular function (GO): oxidoreductase activity
Source: RefSeq, a predicted model, not a curated record